This is a messenger RNA of Aspergillus japonicus CBS 114.51, 1546 nucleotides long. RefSeq names its product FAD-binding oxidoreductase. Bases 152 to 1516 code for a protein of 454 amino acids. NCBI's taxonomy places the organism in Eukaryota, Fungi, Ascomycota, Eurotiomycetes, Eurotiales, Aspergillaceae. The record is from RefSeq and is a predicted model, not a curated record. The transcript is spliced from 2 exons. Gene Ontology annotation, molecular function: FAD binding.
CUCAUCCUUGCAAAUAGAAAUCACCAUUGAAAAAGCAAAAGAAAAAAAAAACUCUGAAAUAAUCAAUCCCAUACUCCAGGAAGAGGCCUCACUCCAACUCGUAUACUCCCCAAAUAGAAGAAAACGAGGGAAGAACCAUCGCCCCACGAAAAUGGCAGUCGACGAACUCACGGCCUUCCUCUCCGAGCAUCCUGGCAUUAGAUGCGUCCUCCCCUCUGCCUCUGAAUUCUCUGAGUAUAGCACCGUCUUUACUCAGCCCGCUAACACCUCUCCCUCCGCCGUCCUUCGGCCCACAACAGUCCAGGAUGUUGCAGAGGCUGUCUCUUUCCUAGCUGCCCAUGGCAUCGAGUUCACAGUCCGCGCUGGGGGGCAUGACAUGUGGGGCCGCGGUAUCAAGGACGGAACAGUUGUACUCGACCUGCGUCUGCUCAACCAGGUGCGCUUGGACCAGGAGACUUCUACCGCGAGGAUUGGCGGUGGGACACUGCAGGGUGAUGUGGUUACUACGCUGCAGCAGGAUGGGUAUAUGACGCCCGUCGGCACGAUCGCGACCGUGGGCUACGUGGGGUGGGCAAUGUACGGCGGGUACGGGCCGUAUUGCCCGGUGUUUGGGAUGGGAGUGGACCAGAUCGUGGGGGCGAAGGUUGUCACUGCAGCGGGGGAGGUGGUGGAUGCGGACGGGGAGCUGCUGAAGGCGAUCAAGGGCGCUGGCGGUGCGUUCGGGGUGGUGGUUGAGGUCACGGUCAAGACGUACAAGCUCAAUCAGAUCUUCGCAGGCACCAUCAUAUACAACUCCGAUGACCUUGGCAGCACGAUCCAGCAGUUCAGCCACGGCUACGAGGCACUCAAGGCAGAGGAGAGAAUUCCGCCACAGCUGAGUCUCCAGCCAGCCAUCAUCAAAGCGCCAAACCCGACCUUGGUGGUUCUCUUCGUUUGGGCUUCCGCGGACACGCAGGCAGGGCGAGGCUGGGUGGACAAGAUCUCAUCCCUCGCCCCGGUCGUGGCCACGACGGUGCAGCCGACAACCCCGACAACCUGGCUCGCGGAUGCAGCCCAGUUCGCUCCGGCCUCAACACGCGGAGGCGUCUACACCAUCAACCUGAAGAGCAUCACCGACGAGGUUGCGGCUGUGAUGGUGAGAUACGCCCUGAGCAUCCCACGUGACCCUCACACAUUCUGGGGGGUGCAUGAGCUGCGCGGUGGCACCGUCUCUGCGCAGUUCAAGGCAGACGCGGUCUUUGCCGCGCGCGAGGGCCACUUGAUCUUUGAGAUCUUGGCCAUUGCAGAGAGCGAGGAGAACCUCGAUGAAGUCCUGGCGUGGGGGAGGAAUUUCCAGAGAGCUUUGUUGACCACUGAGAGGAAAAAUAUCGUUCCGGCAUCGUACUUGUCAUUUAUGCGACGCGAGGAGGUAGACCGUGGCAAGGCCUUUGAGGAGGAGGAUCUUGUGUUGUUGCGCAGGGUGAAGGAGAGGGUUGAUCCGCAGAAUGUCUUCUGCAAUGCCAUUUCUUACAUCUAACGCACGUUGCUCAGACUAAAAGAACCGCAA